This is a messenger RNA of Dermacentor albipictus, 1459 nucleotides long. RefSeq names its product ankyrin repeat domain-containing protein 39-like. The record is from RefSeq and is a predicted model, not a curated record. Gene Ontology annotation, molecular function: protein binding. NCBI's taxonomy places the organism in Eukaryota, Metazoa, Arthropoda, Arachnida, Ixodida, Ixodidae.
CGUCAUUCGAGAGUCAACAAUUGCGAUGGCCAUCUAGCCGAGUCUGAGUUUGUUUCGGACUGUUUCAUCUGCGAUCGUGAGAAUAUUUUGAAACCGAUAGAAGCUCACUACUUCGUACUGCCCUACAAGUUGCCAAUAUGCACUGUCCGCACGACUGCUCGCAUGGUUCAGCGGCGCCGUCAGUUCACCAAACAUUGGAAGAACUAGAUUUCAGCAGGGGACUACUCGGCGCAGCCUCUGAUGGGAACUACAAGAAGGUCGAGUCACUUCUUCAAAAAGGCAAUAACCCUGAUCAGGUGGACACUUACGGCUACAGUGCACUUAUUUAUGCUUGCAGGCAUGGGCAUUCUGAUAUUGUUGAGCUGCUACUCAGUCGUGGCGCCCGACCGAACGUACAGACCAAUGGAGGUGCCACUGCCCUACACCGUGCGUCUUACCAUGGGCACCUGAAAUGUGUGUGUUUACUUCUCAACAAAGGUGCAGACUGCACCUUGGUAGACAGUGAUGGGAAAACAGCCCUGCAUAAGGCUGCUGAAAAUGGACAUGAGGAAGUCUGCAGGAUGCUUCUGCAGAAGUCGCCAGGUCUGCUUUUGCUGAAGGACAGUCAUGGAAAAACGGCAUUGGACUGCGCACUACCAAAGCAUUCGCACCUAUCUGAAGUGCUUCGGUGACCACAACAAACAUGGACGAUGGUGGAAAAAAAACUUUGGCAGACUCCGACACAUCGUGCUUCAGUGUACCUGUGUUCCACUGUACACACUGUACAGGCAACCUUGUCACACUUUUUAUGCCCAUAUUCAGUAUAACGCUAGCUUAGGAUUCUUGCGACCGCUUGCUCAACUGCAUGUGCACAGUUGUCAUGCAGCAAUCAGAGCAAGAUUGCCAAAGCACACUAAUGUGAUCAAAGGAGACUGUGAUUCUGUGACGUCUGUGUUGAACAUAUAUAAGUAAAGAAAGUUUGUCGUACUUAACAUACGAGGGACAUUCCGAAAGUAAGUUUUGUCAUUUUCUUGAAAGAGAAGAUGGAGCACCAGGUGAAACAAACAACCGCCAUAAGAAUCCACACCCGUUCCUGGUUCAAUGACAGAAGGAAUGAAGCAUGCACAUAGCAUCGAAGAAGAGGGAGUGGCAAACAGACGUGCGUUGACCUGGUCGCCAGCAGAAGUGCAUGCUGUUAUCCGGUAUGAAUGGGCACGUGGGACUAGUGUGUUCAGCAUCCAUGAACGCCUACAGAUUGUGUACGGUGAAAAGGUCAUGUCUCAGGCCUUGCAUUACAGGGUACAGAGUUUUACCAGAGUGGUUUCUUCAAACUGAUUGCAUGCUACAACAAGUAUUUCAAUGUCAGUGGCGACUAUGUGAAAAAACAGUGCAAGGUGUAUACAGUAGUUCAUAAUGUCGUUGCACAUCUUUUUUUUUUUGCCAAUAAAGUUUCUGUGUGAAAAUAAAUUAUGAAACUUAA